UCAAAUAAAGCCCAUUCCAUAAGAUGUCUACUGCGUCCAGACGUGUCGGUCAAUCGAGGAGAAACCAUACCGCCGGGCCGCCACUAACGCAAGUCGGGGGUAAACCUAUAGUGCGGGGAUCUUCUAAUGAUGAUAUGCUGAAAGAGAAGAAAAAUCAAAGUCAGAAACCAGAACCCGCCACUGACGAUGAGCCAUUGAGUUCCAGCGAGGAAGAGAGCGAGAAGGAGGAGUCGAAGGAACGAGAAGAAGAGGAAAACCAUCAACGAGAAUCUGAAGUCGCUAAGGAAGUCAGACAGGAAGGUGCUGCCAAACGAAAGCGGGAUGAAGGAAAGAACAACAACCCGCCUUCGAGUUCGCAGGCAGAUGAUAAGGACGCCUGGUUCGAUCGCAUAUCUUCACAGAGAAGCCGAAAUUCGAGUAGUCAAGCAAAGUAUGGUGAAUUCAAAAUGCCUAGGGACUUCGACGCAGAGAAAGGCUCGGACGCGUUUCUCAGUCCAAGAAACAUUGACGUCCCGCCGACACCUCGCAAGGCGCAAAAAAGGACGAACGGGUCAACUGCAAACAGUUCCAAAAACAAGGAAGAGAUCGCGUUCCGUAUGCCUGCAGCUUUCGAGGAAGAUCUCUAUGACCGUCUAUCAUCUCCGGUCAACCAAUUUAAGGAUCCUCCUGGGCAAUCUCUCACAAGCGUUCCCAGUUCUGCAUUUACUGCUAGAGAAUUUGACUUGGACUUCGAUGACGAUUUAUCUUCACUUAGCUCUCCGCCUUCAUCGUUGUCGGAAGAUGAUAAGACGCCAAGCAAAUCACUUUGUCCGAACUGCAACGCCCCAGUCGACUCUGAUUUGCUUGGCGAAUAUUUGGUACAACCACAUCGGCGUCUAAGAGAUGACCGCCUAUUCUGUGAGAGUCACAAGGUCAAUAAAGCUGAAAAGGAGUGGACGAAUAAUAAGUAUCCCACAAUUGAUUGGGAUACAUUUGACCAGCGAGUGCGAGAUCAUCUUCCGGAAUUUGAGCGUCUCCUGGUACCUAAUCCUACGACUUUCUUCCGCGGCCGUUUUGAAAGCACCCUGAAAGAUGGGCAGGCCAAAGUCUUCAAAAUGUCAUUGGAGGAUGAUAGUGUAGAGAGGCUAUCUUGCGGUUAUUACGGUCCCAAGGGAGCAAGCAAAAUGUUGAAUUAUGUAACAUCGAAAUACUCUGGCAAGCUCCGUCAGCUAGCGGCGACGGAUAAGGUUAUCAAAGCUGCCGGGGCAGCUGCAUACGCGCAAGCCGUACUUGUUCCAGAACUGACUGUUUUACUCAUCAAGAAGGACAUGAACGUGGAUAGCCAAGAUGCUCGCCAGAUUCUGAGAACCAGUACAGAUAUCGGAAACAGACUUAAUCCAGCUGACAAUGAUCAGAUCCAUGUGAACGAGGAUGAUGAGAAUAAUCAUGACAACAAUUAUACAUGA
This is a messenger RNA of Talaromyces stipitatus ATCC 10500, 1445 nucleotides long. RefSeq lists its product as uncharacterized. The coding region runs from base 24 to 1445 and encodes 473 amino acids. The record is from RefSeq and is a predicted model, not a curated record. NCBI's taxonomy places the organism in Eukaryota, Fungi, Ascomycota, Eurotiomycetes, Eurotiales, Trichocomaceae. The transcript is spliced from 2 exons.